UGUACCUUUUCUGCUGCGGUUAUAACUCUUCUAUAGCAGCCUGCUGCAUGUGGUCUUCCUAUCCCCUCUCUGCCUCCUAUUCAAGUCCUGCCGGUGUUUAGCUCUCAACCCACCAGCAAUAGUAGCUUCGUUCUUUUACACAUCAUGGCGGCCAAGCCUAAUGACGCCCAGAUCGAGAAGGCCGACGCGGUGUGGGACGAGAAAGGCGAUGCUCUCGCGCCGGGGGAGCCCAACGAUGAGGAAGUCGACGCCUUCAUCGACGACAUGGAAGCCCAGCUCGAGGCCGAGGGCGGGCUGCGCAAGGGGCUGCUGGACCUCGAGUUCAAGAACCCAAAGUACUUUACCUGGGUCAUUGUCGCCUUCGCGUCCAUGGGCGGGCUGCUCUCCGGCCUGGACCAGUCGACCAUCUCGGGCGCCAAUCUGUUCCUACCCGUCGACUUGGGGUUAGACACGAGGCAGAACAGUCUCGUCAACGCGGCUAUGCCCCUCGGCGCUGUUGGCGGCGCCUUGAUUCUGUCACCCUGCAACGAGUGGACCGGUCGGCGAUGGUCCAUCAUUAUCUCGUGUAUCUUGUACACCAUCGGCGCGGCGCUGGAGGCCGGAGCCAUCAACUAUGCUAUGAUUAUCGCCGGACGGGUGCUUCUCGGCAUGGGCGUGGGUUUGGAGGGAGGCACGGUUCCCGUCUAUGUGGCUGAGACAGCCGAGCGCAAGGUGCGCGGCAACCUCGUGUCGCUGUACCAGCUCAACAUUGCCCUCGGCGAGGUCCUCGGUUACGCCGUGGCGGCCAUGUUCCUGCGCGUGCCCGGCAACUGGCGCUACAUGCUGGGCUCGUCUCUGGUGUUUUCGACCAUCAUGCUCGUGGGUAUGCUCUUCCUGCCCGAGUCGCCGCGCUUCCUCGUGCACAAGGGCCGUACCCUGGACGCCUACCGCGUAUGGAAGCGCAUCCGUGGCGUCAGCAACCGCGAAUCACGCCGCGAGUUCUUCGUCAUGAAUGCAUCCGUCCGCGACGAGGCGCGCGUCGCCGCCGAGAGCGCCGUCAACAAGCGCUUCCCCUGGCUCGACUUCUUCACGGUGCCGCGCGCCCGCCGCGCGCUCAUCUACGCCAACGUCAUGAUCUUGCUCGGCCAGCUGACGGGCGUCAACGCCAUCAUGUACUACAUGUCGGUGCUCAUGAACCAGAUCGGGUUCGACAAGGAACAGGCCAACUACAUGUCGCUCGUCGGCGGCGGCUCCCUGCUGCUGGGUACCAUCCCCGCCGUCCUCUUCAUGGAGCGGUACGGCCGCCGCUUCUGGGCCAACACCAUGCUGCCCGGCUUCGUGGUCGGCUUGGUCGUCAUCGGCGCGAGCUACCAGAUCAACAUCGAGACCAACCUCGAAGCCGCCGAGGCCACCUAUCUCAUCGGCCUCAUCCUGUACAUGGGCUUUUUCGGGUGUUACGCCUGUCUGACGUGGGUGGUGCCGUCCGAGGUGUACCCGACGUACCUGCGGUCCUACGGCAUGACCACCUCGACCGCUCUGCUCUUCCUGGCCUCGUUCGUCGUCACGUACAACUUCUCGGCGAUGCAGGAGGCCAUGACGCGGACGGGCAUGACGCUGGGCUUCUACGGCGGCAUUGCGGCCGUGGGCUGGAUCUACCAGCUUCUCUUCAUGCCCGAGACGAAGGACAAGACGCUCGAGGAAAUCGACCUGUUAUUUCAGCGGUCGACGUCAGAAACCGUUGCCGAGAACGUGAGGAAUCUGACCCAGGGGUUCCGAAACUUGUUUGUUCGGAGGUAGGGAUCCAAGAGCCGCAGCAUGUAGUACAAAG
Molecule: messenger RNA, 1807 nt
Organism: Chaetomium fimeti
Lineage: Eukaryota; Fungi; Ascomycota; Sordariomycetes; Sordariales; Chaetomiaceae
Product: general substrate transporter
Exons: 2
Coding region: 145-1776 (543 amino acids)
Biological process (GO): transmembrane transport
Cellular component (GO): membrane
Molecular function (GO): transmembrane transporter activity
Source: RefSeq, a predicted model, not a curated record